CUGAGGCGUGCGGGAGCAGCAUCCUGAAGCGCGAGACCAUGAGGCCCUCGAGCCGCGUGCCCCUGAUGGUGCUGUGCGAGAGCCACCGCGCCAGGAUGGUCAAGCACCAGUGCUGCCCCGGCUGCGGGCACUUCUGCACCGCUGGCACAUUCCUGGAGUGCCACCCAGACGUGCGCAUCGGGCACCGUUUCCACCGCUCGUGCGUCUCCCGCCUCGGGGGUCUCAUUUUCUGUCCCCACUGCGGCGAGGACGCGUCCGAGGCCCAGGAGGUGACGCUGCCCCGCCCCGAGGGGGCCCCGGGCUCGGCCGAGCCGCCCCCGCCCCCGCUGCUGGCCACGCCCCCCGGCAGGAACGAGGCGGCCACGCCCAGUGCCCGUAUGCGGGGCCAGGGCGAGGGCCGGGCGCCCCCCCAGGACCCCCAGGCCGAGCCCAUCGACAGCUCCGGGGGCCCCGCCCUGGCCCUGCCCUCGGGGGGGGCCCUGAGCGCCCGGGGGCUCCCCCCAGGCCCCGCCCGAGAGCACCUGGAGAAGGCCCUGCUGGGCCAGGAGGCCGAAAGGAGGAAGAAGCUCCGUUUCCACCCCCGGCAGCUUUACCUGAGCGUCAAACAGGGGGAGCUGGGCCGGGUCAUCCUCAUGCUCUUGGACAACCUGGACCCCAAUUUCCAGAGCGACGCUCAGAGCAAGCGCUCGGCGCUGCACGCGGCCGCCCAGAAGGGACACCUGGAGAUUUGUCACCUCCUGCUGCAGGCCGGUGCCAACAUCAACGCCGUGGACAAGCAGCGCCGGACGCCGCUGAUGGAGGCCGUGAUACACACACACACAGAGACGGCGCGGUACCUGCUGGGCAGGGGGGGGUGUGCCUAUAGCCAGGAGGAGGACGGCUCCACCUGCCUGCACCACGCGGCCAAAAACGGAAACCUGGAGAUGGUGGAGCUGCUGCUGAGCACCGGCCAGGUGGACGUCAACGCACAGGACAGCGGGGGCUGGACCCCCAUCAUUUGGGCGGCCGAGCACAAACACAUCGAGGUCAUCCGGCGGCUGCUGACCCGCGGGGCCGACGUCACCCUGACCGACAACGAGGAGAACAUCUGCCUGCACUGGGCGUCGUUCACGGGCAGCGCCGAGAUCGCCGAGGUGCUGCUGAACGCGCAGUGCGACCUGCACGCGGUCAACUUCCAUGGGGACACGCCCCUGCACAUCGCAGCCAGGGAGAGCUACCAUGACUGUGUCAGCCUGUUCCUGUCGCGCGGGGGCGGACCCGGAGGUGCGGAACAAGGAGGGCGAUUCCCCCUGGACCUGACCCCGGAGCGCUCCGAGGUUUGGGUGGCGCUGCAGCUCAACCGGAAACUGCGCCUGGGGGCGGCGGGCCGGGCCCUGCACACCGAGCGCAUCGUCAGCAGGGACGUGGCCAGGGCCACGAGAACGUCCCCAUCCCGUGCUGUGAACGGUGUGGACGAGGAGCCCUGUCAGGACUACAAAUACAUCGCGGAGAACUGCGAGACCUCCACCAUGAACAUCGACCACAACAUCACCCACCUGCAGCACUGCACCUGCCAGGACGAUUGCUCCUCCUCCAACUGCCUCUGUGGGCAGCUCAGCAUCCGCUGCUGGUACGACAAGGACGGGCGGCUGCUGCAGGAGUUCAAUAAAAUCGAGCCCCCCCUGAUCUUCGAGUGCAACCAGGCCUGCACCUGCUGGAGGAGCUGCAAGAACCGCGUGGUGCAGAGCGGCAUCAAGGUGCGGCUCCAGCUCUACCGCACGGCCAAGAUGGGCUGGGGGGUGCGGGCGCUGCAGGCGAUUCCCCCCGGGACCUUCAUCUGCGAGUACGUGGGGGAGCUGAUCUCAGACGCUGAGGCCGACGUGAGGGAGGACGAUUCCUACCUGUUCGACCUGGACAACAAGGACGGCGAGGUUUACUGCAUCGACGCCCGUUACUAUGGCAACGUCAGCCGCUUCAUCAACCACCUGUGCGACCCCAACAUCAUCCCCGUGAGGGUGUUCAUGUUACACCAGGACCUGCGCUUCCCCCGCAUCGCCUUCUUCAGCAGCCGCCACAUCCGGCCCGGAGAGGAGCUGGGGUUUGACUGGGAUCGGUUCUGGGACAUCAAGAGCAAAUAUUUCCCGUGCCAGUGCGGCUCCGAGAAGUGCAAACACUCGGCCGAGGCGGGCGGGGGGCGCGGGGACCCCCCCGAGAUGCUGCCCCCCGCUGCUGGCCCUGCCCCCGCCCUGAAAAAACCCAAAAUCACCAGAAAAAAUCGCGAAAAAUCGCUAAAAAAUCACCAGAAAAAUCCCGGAAAAAAUCCGAGAAAAAUCCCCAAAAAAA
This is a messenger RNA of Agelaius phoeniceus (red-winged blackbird), 2322 nucleotides long. The record is from RefSeq and is a predicted model, not a curated record. NCBI's taxonomy places the organism in Eukaryota, Metazoa, Chordata, Aves, Passeriformes, Icteridae.